Molecule: messenger RNA, 1572 nt
Organism: Aspergillus sclerotioniger CBS 115572
Lineage: Eukaryota; Fungi; Ascomycota; Eurotiomycetes; Eurotiales; Aspergillaceae
Product: dihydrofolate synthase
Exons: 1
Coding region: 208-1458 (416 amino acids)
Biological process (GO): folic acid-containing compound biosynthetic process
Cellular component (GO): mitochondrion; cytoplasm; cytosol
Molecular function (GO): dihydrofolate synthase activity; ATP binding; tetrahydrofolylpolyglutamate synthase activity
Source: RefSeq, a predicted model, not a curated record
CUAGCAGCCUCAGGCAUCAAUCCUUAUCGGAGCACCUGACAGCUCUCCGAUUAUCUUCUCGAAUCCCGCGGGCAACUCUCCGGAUCGGCGCCAUUUUCUGGAGCCUCGAGAGAUAACACUCUUCCUCCAUGACAUCCUCGUCCUUCAUCACCUCCUGAUCAUGAGGAUUUUCCCCAUCCAUUCAUCAAUCAUCGCACAGUUGGAGGCAUGAUUGAACUCGGUCUUAGUCGGAUAGUCCGCCUGCUCCAGCAGACCCCGCUGACUUGGAAGGCCAUCCAUAUUGCUGGCACCAAUGGCAAAGGCUCGAUCAGCGCCUAUCUAUCGCACCUGUUGUCGGCGGGCGGAGUUCGCUGUGGGCGCUUUACCUCCCCUCAUCUGAUCGACCGAUGGGACUGCAUCACCAUCGGCGAAAAAGUCGUCCAAGAGUCGCUCUUCCGGCAGAUUGAAGCGAGAGUCAAGCUUCGAGAUCAAACACUAGGCAUCGGUGCAAGCGAGUUCGAGCUACUGACUGCGACUGCCUUUGAGAUCUUUAACCAUGAGCGGGUCGACAUCGGGGUGGUGGAGGUCGGGAUGGGCGGUCGCCUGGAUGCUACCAACAUCUUGACCGACGUUCUGGUUUCGGUCAUCGCGAAGAUCGGUCUGGACCACCAGUCCCUUCUUGGUGAUACCAUCGAACAAAUUACAAAGGAAAAGGCGGGGAUCUUGAAGCCAGGAGUUCCAUGUGUCAUUGACGGCACCAACUCGACGGAAGUGAUUCGGACUCUCGAAGAUCGCAUCAAGGAACUCAAGAUCGAUGCGGUUUACACACGUCCUAAUGUGCCGGAUAACCAUUCGCCAUCGCUUAGCCAGCUCUUCGCUACUCUCGAUCUACAGCCCCACCAGCGCGCAAACAUGUCCUGUGCUGUUUCGGCUCUCAAACUUGCCCUGCUCCGGUCCCGUCCUGAGAUCGACGUCGAUGCGCUCGUUCCACAACUGUCAAAGGUGGAGUGGCCGGGGCGCCUGCAGAAGAUCGCUUUGAAACCCUUGGCGGCUCGUGAGGAGCCUGUUCUGCUGGAUGGUGCGCAUAAUACACAGUCGGCUGAAGUUCUUGGAGAAUAUGUGGACCGCAAACUGCGUCCACAAGGGGGGAACGUCACCUGGGUCAUCGCGGCAUCCCGUGGCAAGGAUAUUGUUUCCUUGUUCCAUUCCAUAAUCAAGGCCGGCGAUCGAGUUGCGAUCACUGCAUUCGGCCCCGUUGAUGGCAUGCCGUGGGUUAAGGCAAAUGAUCCAGAGGAGAUAGUGUCGUGUAUCCAGUCGAUCGCAGGAAUCGGGCAAGUCCAGACCUUUGGGGAUGAUAUUCCUGCCGCUAUCAACUGGGCCUGCGAGGAAGCCCGUGGCGGUUCGCUGGUCAUCGCGGGCAGCCUUUAUCUGGCGUCAGACGUUCUUCGUCUUCUUCGUGAGGCACAAAAGCAAACAUAAAUUACGGCGACAAGUAAAUGACCUCUACUGACAGAGAUACCCUUUCCAUCAGCAGCAUUUGGCGUACCUGUAUAUAGCAUGCAUGAGUAAUGGAAUCGAUAUGUUGUUCCGAGG